Molecule: messenger RNA, 675 nt
Organism: Chondrus crispus (carragheen)
Lineage: Eukaryota; Rhodophyta; Florideophyceae; Gigartinales; Gigartinaceae
Exons: 1
Coding region: 1-675 (224 amino acids)
Biological process (GO): chloride transmembrane transport
Molecular function (GO): chloride channel activity
Source: RefSeq, a predicted model, not a curated record
AUGCCAUUUAUCAAACUGCGCGUCACUCAGUGGCUGAAAAGGAGAGAGCAUCGCGAGCUAGUUGAAGAAAUGGACACGACCCAGCGCAUACAACUGCUCGCGGCAGGCGCUACGAUUGACGAUGCAGACACGCAAGAUCUCGUAGAAGAGUUAAGAAUGCCUCCGUAUCGGUCGACGGUUGAAGACUAUGGAGAAGUUGUAAUUCAACAUGGUUUUCUAGUGAUGUUUGGCCUCGCGUUUCCGCUCGCAGCACUGAUUAACUUUCUCAACAAUAUGGCGGAAUGCCGCACGGACACAUACAAAAUGCUCGCCGUACACCAGCGACCGGAUGCUGAUGAUGCAGCGGACAUAGGAGGAUGGUUCCCCUUCCUGAAAUUUUUGUCCACUGCAUCUAUCGUGACCACGGCUGCUCUCGUUACUAUUACGACGCCAGCAAUUCAACUGGCUCUCCCGGAUUUUAUCGGUAACGUUGGUGAGCGGUAUCCAGCGGUCUCUUUCUUGAUUUUCGAACAUGUCCUGUUGUUAACGCGAUGGGUAGUGGACUUUCUGGUAUCUGACAAGCCAUCGUCGACCUACCGAAGGCUUGCUCGACAAGAGUUUCUCAUCGCCAAAUGCUUCAAUGUUGGUAUGCAACCUUACUUUGAAUCAUCCGCUCACGGUAUUAAAGAGGCAUGA